GGCGCAAGGCAGGGCUUCGGAGCCACAGCGCAGCCUCCUCCUCCUCUUUCUGGCCUCGCCGCCCGCCCCAUCCUCGCCCGUGUAACACCUCGACCUAUCCAUCCCGCCUCCUCCUUUCCCGUCCCUCCUCCUCGUCUCUUUCUCCCCCUCUCUCUCCCUCCCUCUUCUGUGCCUCGCCGCAAUCAUGGCCUCGCCCAUCAUUGUCAAGCAGCUGGCCACGAAGACGGUCUACGUUGAUCGUCAGUCGGUGGAGUCUUCCGAGGAUCAAAUCAAGGCCCUCUCUCGGACAUCCACCGUCUACGUCGGGAAUAUCUCCUUCUUCACCACCGAGGAACAGAUCUAUGAAUUUUUCUCGCAGGCCGGCGAGAUUCGCCGGAUCAUCAUGGGCCUUGACCGGAAUGAGCUGACCCCCUGCGGCUUCUGCUUCAUUGAGUUCCGCCACCGAAAUGACGCCGAGCGGGCUAUCCUCUGUCUGAGCGGCACCAAGAUGGACGAUCGAACCAUUCGUGUUGACUGGGACCGCGGCUUCCUCGAUGGGCGACAGUAUGGUCGCGGGCGGAGCGGUGGCCAGAUCCGCGAUGAAAUGCGCCAGGAUUUCGACAUCAACCGAGGGGGAUGGUCUGCCUCGCGGAGUCGCGAUGCGCAGAAUCGGAAUCGGUUCGGCGGUGGCAGCGGCCUCGGUGGCAGCGGGCGUGGAGCCCGCCGUGGUGGGAGUACCGCACCUGUUGGUGGUGUGGUGGCCCCCCGGCGCCGGGAACCCACGACAGCCCCCCGGGUGCGACCUGGCGUCCCGACGCACGCGGCCCCUGGCAUGGUUCAUCCGGCCCUUGGCGCCCCGGUGGCGGCCCUGCGCGGUGGCGCGGCCGCGCACUACAUGCCGGCGCGCGCACUGCACCAGGCGGCUGCCGGGUUCUCACAAGCUGCUGCCGGGGCCCCCCCGGCCGGGCUCAUCUAUGGAAGCAACUUCCACCCGGUCUUCGCGGCGGGCGCGGCCGCGGCGCCCCCCCCGCCACAUAUGCUGGGCGGCAUGUACCACCAACCAGCCGGGCGGCCGGAGGAGUGGCGCCGCCAGGGCACCGGGGCCGGGCUCCCUCCCCCUGGGACGGCCCCGCCGCCGCAGUCCGGACACGGCGCCCCGAGCGCGCACCAUCCCAACUGACCGGUGUACUCCCGGUGUCCUCGAGCACCCCCCUAUACACAACACACAGACACAGACAUGCACACA
Molecule: messenger RNA, 1225 nt
Organism: Fonticula alba
Lineage: Eukaryota; Rotosphaerida; Fonticulaceae
Exons: 5
Coding region: 185-1159 (324 amino acids)
Biological process (GO): mRNA cis splicing, via spliceosome
Cellular component (GO): nuclear cap binding complex
Molecular function (GO): RNA cap binding
Source: RefSeq, a predicted model, not a curated record